UGACGGGACGGCAGAGGAUAAAGAUACCCAUUUUGCAGACGGGAACAGAGGCCCAGAAGGACUUUACGUCAGGAUCUCUGAGCACACGGUCUUUAAAGGUGCACUCUCUUGAUAGGCUGCGCUUGCAAACUCGCAGUGCCACCUACACAGCUCUCCUCGCGCCGGACCCAGAUCUCAGGCCCCGCCCCCUCGAGGGGCGCUGUGCUCUGGACCUGCCCUCGCUCUCGCGAGAUCUGGGAGGCGGAAAAUGGCGUCGACGUGAGCGCCAGCCAGCGGCCGCCCAGGGAGUCGCCGCAGCCUCAGCCGGAGCCGCAGGAGCCGCAGGAGCCUCAGGGACAAGAGGUUGAGGCGGGUCGAGGAUGGAGGAGGAACUCUCGGGGCCCAGCCCGGACAUGCCGGCCACUGCAGAGUCCACCUUCAGUGAGACUGACAAGGAGGUGUUGUCCCCCGUUGUGCCCGCGGCAGCCAACUCCUCUUCCAUGGGGGAGGAGCCAGGCCCUGAACGGGCAGCCACACCCCCAACGUGGGACCGAGGAGGGCCUGGAGGGACCCAGCAGGGUGCCCCCUCUGCUCCAGACAGUGUUCAGCCUGGUCCUGGAUCCAGCCUUGCCCCGACCAGCACAGUCUCUGGGACCAGCGAGGACCUGAGGCCUCCCAGACGACGCCAACAGCCAGGGAAGCAGAUACCCUGCUCCAGCCCUGGCUGCUGUCUCAGUUUCCCCAGUGUUCGCGACCUGGCACAGCAUCUGCGUACCCACUGCCCACCCACACAGUCCCUGGAAGGCAAGCUCUUCCGCUGUUCCGCCCUCAGCUGCACCGAGACCUUCCCCAGCAUGCAGGAACUGGUGGCACAUGGCAAGCUGCACUACAAACCCAACCGCUACUUCAAGUGUGAGAACUGCCUCCUGCGCUUCCGCACGCACCGCUCGCUCUUCAAGCAUCUGCAUGUUUGCGCCGAGCAUGCGCAGAGCCCAGCCCCGCCGCCACCCCCCGCCCUCGACAAGGAGCCACCGGCGCCCGAGCGUCCCCCGGAGUCCGACACUGCGUCGGCGCCGGGCCUGCCGUUCCCGCUGCUCGAGCCCUUCACGACCCCCGCCCCUGCCCCCACUGGGCCCUUCCUGCCCUACUUGAACCCCGCGUCCUUUGGCCUAAGUCCCCCACGCCUGCGCCCCUUCCUGGCCGCGGCGCCCGGGCUGCCCGCCUCCAGCGCCGCAGUCUGGAAGAAGAGCCAAGGUGCCGGCGGCAGCCCGCGAAGACCCCAGGGCGGCUCCGACGCGCCCUCAGGGCACGCGGCCCCGAGCCGCAUCGUGUGGGAGCACACGCGCGGCCGCUACUCGUGCACUCAGGCGCCCCCUCCUCCUCUGCCCCACCCAGACCCGGUCCCGCUGGCACCCAAGGUGUCUCCGCUGCUGUCAGAGGGGGAGUGUCCGGUUUUCUCGCCGUUCUGAAUCGCGCCGCGGGGGGGUGGGGGGCUGGACUGUAGGGUGUGGGUAGUUUUGUAAUUUUAAUGGGGCUUAAGAUGGAGGGGGGGGCAAUAAAGGAGGCGCGAUGAGCCAGCCGGUGCUGUGUCUGGGUCCCUUCCCCCUCCGAUGCACAGCCGGCCAGUCUAGCAGUCCUGGGGUGCUCACACCCUGAGAGGGGACAAGCCUCCGUUCACCCUCACUACUCCCUUGUCCCAACAUUUCCAGAAACCAGAUGGGAUGUCAGUCAGUAGGACAGGCUGGGAGGCUGGUCCUG
Ailuropoda melanoleuca (giant panda) is the source of this 1737-nucleotide messenger RNA. RefSeq names its product zinc finger protein 414 (gene ZNF414). The record is from RefSeq and is a predicted model, not a curated record. NCBI's taxonomy places the organism in Eukaryota, Metazoa, Chordata, Mammalia, Carnivora, Ursidae.